This is a messenger RNA of Gastrolobium bilobum, 459 nucleotides long. RefSeq lists its product as uncharacterized. The record is from RefSeq and is a predicted model, not a curated record. The transcript has a single exon. Bases 121 to 459 code for a protein of 112 amino acids. NCBI's taxonomy places the organism in Eukaryota, Viridiplantae, Streptophyta, Magnoliopsida, Fabales, Fabaceae.
CUUUGAUUCCCAAUCCGUGAUUUCAACAAUACCCAGAAACAUUUUUAACUCAAUCCCUUCAAAAUAACACCCACCUCAGAAUUUUGGGCUUAAUCUCCAAACUGGGUUUCUGGUGAAGCCAUGAAUUUCAGAAGCUUAGAAGAUUUCUGGGUUUUUUACAUGAACCAGCACACGAAGCCAUGCACAAGGCGAUGGCACUUCAUAGGAACACUUUUCAGCAUUAUCUUGUUGCUAUGCUCUGUUCUCUUAAGCUGGUGGUUCUUGUUCCUUGUACCUUUCUCUGGGUAUGAAUGUGCCAUAUAUAGUCACUUGUUUGUUGAAGGGAAUUUUCCUUCAACUUUUAGAUACCCCUUUUGGUCUGUCUUAUGUAAUUUCAAGAUGUUUGGGUUUAUGAUCACUGGGAAUAUGGAUAGAGAGAUCAAAAGGCUUGGGAAGAGACCUGUGCUGCAAAUGUUCUGA